Molecule: messenger RNA, 576 nt
Organism: Strongylus vulgaris
Lineage: Eukaryota; Metazoa; Nematoda; Chromadorea; Rhabditida; Strongylidae
Source: the annotation of a GenBank genome assembly
AUGAAACAUUUUAGAUUUUGUUCUUCGGAUAAUGACCUUCAACACUGUUCCUUUGUUACGGAAGAAAGCCCUAAACGUAUAAAGUUUGCCGUUGUACGAGAUCCUAUUGAUAGAUUCUUGAGCGGCUACGCUGAUAAAUGUUAUCCCAAACGUCUACCUCUUCCACCCGAGCGGUGCUUUGGUUGUGAACAAAACCUUAGCUGUUUCGUGGAAACACUACUGAGUAACCUUCGCAAUAUCACCCGAGAUCCCAACGCAACUAAGUAUAUGGAAACCUCUCACUUUGCUCCCCAAACAUGGUCUUGCAAUUUUAAAGAGCAUUUGCAUGAUUAUAUUAUAAUCAAGUACGAAAGCGGGCAACAAGGUAUCAGAAAUAUUGCUUUCCAAUUUGACGACAUAUUUCGGUUAGCUGGAGUUCCAAACUAUCAUCGAUCUGAAAUUCUUAAGGAGAUGCUGAGUGAGUUUUGUUAUGUGCGUCAUGUGUUUUAUUGCUUCCAUCAGUUCCAUUUCAUUUUCCGCAAAGUUACUCGUUUGCAGUUGGAAAAACUAUCCACUCAACAUCUGGCACAAAUUUGA